Molecule: messenger RNA, 750 nt
Organism: Cryptomeria japonica (Japanese cedar)
Lineage: Eukaryota; Viridiplantae; Streptophyta; Pinopsida; Cupressales; Cupressaceae
Product: putative leucine-rich repeat receptor-like serine/threonine-protein kinase At2g24130
Exons: 2
Coding region: 1-750 (249 amino acids)
Biological process (GO): protein phosphorylation
Molecular function (GO): ATP binding; protein kinase activity
Source: RefSeq, a predicted model, not a curated record
AUGUCAAAUGGAAGUUUGAGGAGAUGGCUAUAUCCUGGAAGAGGAGAUGAAUGCCAAUUAAUUUUGGCUGACCGAUUAAGAAUAGCAAAAGAGAUAGCACAAGGAAUGGAAUAUCUACAUCAUCGUUGCUUUGUUCAAGUCAUUCAUUGUGACUUAAAGCCUGAUAAUGUAUUGCUCGGGGAUGAUAUGACUCCAUAUAUAUCAGACUUUGGCAUUACUAAACUCUUGUUUGGGGCUUCAAUGAACUCCUUGACUUCUACAAAUGCACUAAUGGGAUCUACUGGCUAUAUUGCACCAGAGUAUGGAGUGGGUGGAAAGAUUUCAACAAAAGGAGAUUUAUACAGCUAUGGAAUUCUACUUUUAGAGUUGUUGACCAGAAAGAGACCUACAGAUGGCUUAUUUAUAGAAGGAACAAAUCUACCAAAAUGGGUAGAUAUGAACUUUCCAAAUAAUAUCAUAGAAGUUGUGGACACCAACCUACUUAGAGAUGUUAAAGAAUCAGAAUCAUCAAUGAUAUUGUCAUGCCUUACUCAAUUUAUGCAAGUAGGGUUGGCUUGCACAAGGGAGCUACCACAACAACGACCAAAUAUGAUGGAGAUAGUCAAAAGAUUAGAAAAGAUAAGAGUGGCAUUUAUUGGUGCACAAUCAUUGCAAUUGCCCAUAGAUAUUUUGUCUUUACUUGAGAGUACAAGUGAUCUAAAAAACACUAGUUCUAAGAGGGAUGAAAAUUGGUCUACAUCUACAUUUUAG